Messenger RNA from Chironomus riparius, 1496 nucleotides. Lineage: Eukaryota; Metazoa; Arthropoda; Insecta; Diptera; Chironomidae. The record is from the annotation of a GenBank genome assembly.
AUCGUGUCUUAACAAGUCAUUUUGAGUAUUUCGAGAUGUUCGGUAAUGUUUUCCUACGAAAAUAAUGAUUGCGUUAUACGUUCUACCCCCUGUGCUUAGUAUUUUUGUUAUUCGUUCGCAUAGUCAUGUUGAGGGGUAGUUUGCUACAUACAAACUCUCUCUCCGCUACAAAGUAAAAUAUAGAGAACGAAUUGGAGCAUGGCAGUCGGACAUGUUAUAUCAAAAUAAGAGGAUAUUUGUGUUAUAAGGAUUGAAAAAAGCGUUGAGUAAGGUCAUGUUCGUUGCAGUGUUUAUAGUAGCAAAAUAGGAUUUUUUCAGUUAAUACGAAAAACAAAAAAAAUUGUGAAUUUCGCAGUUAAUUUGUGAAUUAAUUUUAGUGAAAAAAGUAAUAAAUUCAUCAUAAAAAAUUGCUUUAUUAAAAGCAACUACGGCAGGAAUUAAUAACAAUUCGGAUUUUUAUCAAAUUGUGAAAAUGAAAACAAAAUUGAAAGUUUUUCCACGACAAGAUGGAAUCUCAUAUCCACAAAUUUAUAGAAAAUUUAAGGCAAAAUCGCGAAAUAUUGAUGAAAUAGUGAAUGAGGAGGAGUUUUAUAUUCAGGAUUUAACGGAGAAUUAUUUUGAUGAUGCUGUCGAUUUCAUGAUCGAGUAUCAUGCACGAUCAUCAAUAUUCCAUCGUGCUGCUGGCACAUUAUUAAGUGACGAUGGUGUCGAGCGUAUUCGACAAAUGUAUAGAAAAGUAUUUGAGGAAAAUAUUUCAUUGAUUUGCCUUAAGGCCGAUACGAAUGAGAUAAUUGGUGUUAAUGCAAUAACAAUUAGAUCAAAGGAUGAUGAACCCAGUGUACCUAGUGAUGAUCCUAAAUUUCAAAUAUUGUAUGAUGCCAAAGAAUUCAUUGAACAUGCUUUCAAUAUCAUGGAUUAUUAUGAUGUUGAUCGAUUCAUGUUUACGGCUGGUUUAUGUGUUCAUAAGAAGCAUCGAUGCAAAGGCAUUGCAACUGAAAUAUUAAAGGCUAGAGCUCCAUUGAUGAAGACUAUUGAUGUUAACGUAACGGCUUCCAUUUUCUCAACAAUCGGUGCACAAAAUGCGGCAACAUCAGCUGGAUUUACUCAUCACUACUCUAUUUUAUACGAGGAUUUAGAGAAACUAUUUAAUGGUAUGAAUUUUUCGCAUGCCUAUGGCAACAGCUGCAAACUAUCAGCAUUCAAAAUAUCUGAUUAAAUAUCUCAAACUAUCUCUCUAUCUCUCUCGCGCUCUAUUUCCUUAUAAAAAAUGAACAAUUUUUUUACUAUAUUUAAAUUACCUCCUUUUUGACAUAAAAAAAAUAUCUCGCUGCCCCCCUCUCUAUCUAUCUUGAUUGACAUUCCUAGAAUUUAAAAAAAUAUAUUGAAAUUAUUCUUUUUUGGAAGAAAAAACAAAACAUUUCAAAUGUUUAAAAAGUAUUUUAAUUAAUUAAACAUUUAAACUUAAUAAUAAGUUUUUUUUGACCUUGAAAAUUGAG